GGACCAUGCUGGCUGUCCCUGUGGGACUUGGGGCACCAAGUCCGCUGCUGAGACAGGACAGCUGGCCAAGCUCCCUGCAGCAUCCGGACCUUCAGCUCUCAGGAGGAAGGAGGACUUUGGGGGUCCGUCUAGAGAGCCACCCUGCACCUCUGCUAUUCUGCAGAUUCAGAAUGAAUAAACUUCUGCUCUUUAGAGGAGGCCAGAGAAGGACUGGACACUGACUCUACCAGCGAUGCUAUGUUGGCAGUUGGUUUGGGUUUGGGUUUCCCCCCCCUACCUCUCUGACACAAACUGCCUCUUUCCUGAUCACUGAGCUAUGGGCUCCCCAUGCCCGACAGAGAACAGGCUGGGAACAGACUUCCUAAGACAAGCGGCAGGCAAGUGAGCACACUGCUCCCUGGCCCUGCAGUCUGUGGCAAUGCCGGUAUCUUCCAGAGACAGGCACCUGCAUCCUGGACAUCAUCACUUUGGCUCCUGCAGCCCCUUGAGCCAACUCUGGCCUGGUCCAGAGCCUCAGUCAGUCAAGGGCCUUUACUACCGCAGGGCCCGAAAGGUGGGGACCCUGGACACCUCUCCAGAGGCCGACUUGAAGAAGGAGAUCCUGGUGAACGUGGGUGGCCGGCGGUACCUGCUGCCCUGGAGCACCCUGGAUGCCUUCCCUCUGAGCCGCCUGAGCAGGCUCCGUCUGUGUCGUAGCCAUGAGGAGAUCACACAGCUCUGUGAUGACUAUGAUGAGAACAGCCAGGAGUUCUUCUUUGACAGGAGCCCCAGCGCUUUCGGGGUGAUCGUGAGCUUCUUGGCUGCAGGAAAGCUGGUGCUUCUGCGGGAGAUGUGCGCACUGUCCUUCCGGGAGGAGCUGAGCUACUGGGGCAUCGAGGAAGCCAACCUGGAACGCUGCUGCCUGCGCAAGCUCAUGAAGAAGCUGGAGGAGGUGGCCGAGCUGCGGCGGGAGGAGGAGGCUAUGCAGCGCCAGCAGCAGCACCAGACCUGCCAUUCUGAAGUGCACACUUCACGAUGGGCCCGCAGCAUGAACCAGCUGCGAGAGAUGGUGGAGGACCCACAGUCAGGGCUGCCUGGGAAAGUCUUUGCCUGCCUCUCCAUUCUCUUUGUGGCCACCACGGCUGUCAGUCUGUGUGUGAGCACUAUGCCCGACUUCAGAGCUGAGGAGGACAAGGGAGAAUGCACGAGAAAGUGCUAUUACAUCUUCGUGGUGGAGACCAUCUGUGUGGCCUGGUUCUCCCUGGAGUUCUGUCUGCGUUUUGCCCAGGCCCGGAACAAAUGUCAGUUCUUCCGUGGGCCCCUGAAUGUCAUCGACAUUCUGGCCAUCUCUCCAUACUACGUAUCUCUUGUUGUAUCCGAGGAGUCCCCGGAGGCAGGCGAGAGGCUGAGUGGCAACUCCUACCUGGAGAAAGUGGGGCUGGUCCUGCGUGUUUUGCGGGCACUCCGCAUCCUUUAUGUGAUGCGUCUGGCCCGCCACUCGCUGGGGCUGCAGACACUGGGCCUCACGGUGCGCCGCUGUGCCAGGGAGUUUGGCCUUCUGCUGCUCUUCCUGGGUGUGGCAGUCACCCUCUUCUCCCCUUUAGUCUACGUGGCUGAGAACGAGUCCGGAAGGGUCCUAGAGUUCACCAGCAUCCCUGCAUCCUACUGGUGGGCCAUCAUCUCCAUGACCACGGUGGGCUACGGGGACAUGGUCCCUCGCAGUGUGCCGGGCCAGAUGGUGGCUCUGAGCAGCAUCCUUAGUGGUAUCCUCAUCAUGGCCUUCCCAGCCACAUCCAUCUUUCACACCUUCUCCCACUCCUACUUGGAGCUGAAGCGGGAGCAGGAGCAGGUCCAGGCCCGCCUCCGGCGUCUUCAGAACACAAACUCGGCCAGCGAGAGGGAGCUUCUGAGCGACGUGGAUGAUCUGGUCCCUGAGGGUCUGGCCUCCCCUGUACACUACGUGUAAUGCCUACCAUCUUAGGAAUGUACAAUAAUAUCAACCCAUCCCAUGGCUGAGACAAGCUCCCGCACCUCUCCUCUACCGUGGACCAUCUGGGGGUGUGUCCUCAGAAUACUGACUUCCAAAGCAGGAAAGGUGCCAGGCCACAACACCAUUGGUGUGAUCCUGGGCACAUCCCUUGUCCUUCCCCAGAUCCCUGCCAGCCACUGGGCACAGCCCAUCUUGGCAGGCUAGGUCAGUGUCCCUGUGUUCUUUUCCCUUCCUUGCAUACUCUGUGGUAUUCUACCCUGGGUUCUGGAUGCUCAUUGAACUGACCACCACUAGUAGCCAAAUUUGGAGUCUGCGGAUUUCCAUCUUCUCCCCUAGACUCCCUCCCUGUCCUGGUCCAUGCUACCCCUGGGAAUCAGAGAGCUCGGGCAUUGAGACCUACUCAAAGCUCCACAUAGCCUUGCCAAGCUUCCAAGAGGAUCAUGUGUUCUCUUACUUCCUGCCACCGCCAACCAAAUAAUUUCCAAAUGUGGUGGAAGCACCCACUAUUCCAGAAGCUCUUAACCAAGAAGGCAGUCCUGGCCAUUACAGCAAAUCCUGUCAGGGUCUCAUGGGGGUAAGCCCGCUGUUACUUAUGACAUGCCUGGAGACUUGAGCGGCAGGGCCGCCUGCAAGUGCCCAGUUGGCCAGCUGGACUCUUGGUGGACACUCUCUAGUUGUACAGCUCUUAGCCUUGACAAGGAGACUCUAAGAACUUUACAAUGUCCUUUCAGAGGACGACAGCACCAGGAGGAACCUCAGCUUUCCAUGGUCAACUAAACACCACUGACUGACAG
Molecule: messenger RNA, 2763 nt
Organism: Onychomys torridus (southern grasshopper mouse)
Lineage: Eukaryota; Metazoa; Chordata; Mammalia; Rodentia; Cricetidae
Gene: Kcng4
Product: potassium voltage-gated channel modifier subfamily G member 4
Biological process (GO): protein homooligomerization; potassium ion transmembrane transport
Cellular component (GO): membrane; voltage-gated potassium channel complex
Molecular function (GO): delayed rectifier potassium channel activity
Source: RefSeq, a predicted model, not a curated record